Messenger RNA from Prunus avium (sweet cherry), 1188 nucleotides. The record is from RefSeq and is a predicted model, not a curated record. NCBI's taxonomy places the organism in Eukaryota, Viridiplantae, Streptophyta, Magnoliopsida, Rosales, Rosaceae.
UCUUCCCCUCUCUUUCCUCUCAUCCUCCCUCCUCUUUCUUUCUCUAAACUUCCUAUAUAUCCCAAUACUCUCUCACUGUUUCUCUAACCUUAAAUCCCAAACCCCCCAAAACUAGAGCUUGAGCUUUUCAGCUCAACAACUCAUGGAGAUACAAGUGGCUCACCCAGUGCCCCCUGUGGACUUCAACUUCGACAGCAGCGCCUGCUCCUCCCCUUACAUGACUGCUCCUUCAAGCCCCACUCGAUUUGGCAACUAUUUCUUCAGCGCACCCACCAGCCCCACCCGGGCCUCUUCCUUCUACAGCCACUUCAACGACUUCUCCGGCGAAAACGGUCCAAGACUUUCAGCCUCUUCGAUCCCUUUCAAGUGGGAAGAGAAGCCCGGAAUUCCCAAGUCCAGAGCUACCAUUAAUGGUGAUCAUAGUCAUCAUCUUGAGGAGGAUUUUGAGUUUGAUUUUAGUGGACAGUUGGAGAAGGCUUCCUUGCCGGCAGACGAGCUCUUCGACGGCGGCAAGAUCAGGCCUCUGAAACCCCCUCCUCGCUUACAAGUUGGGAGCAAUGGAGCUGAUGAGCCAGGUCCCUCCGGUUUUUCCCCGAGGUCACCGUCUCCAAGAGCGUCGAGACUUUCCCAAGGAAAGAAAUUGGUCCAAGGAGUACUAUCCCCGAGGCAUCACCGAAAGGACCAUCAGGCUCAUGAUGAUCCUUUCGCUGCCGCUAUGAAUGAGACCCGAAAGAACGAGUAUGAAUAUGGAAAUCAAGAAGAAAGGCGGGGGAGAGAAAGAUCUCCUUCCGUGCGUAAAAAGGGAACCAGAUCUUUGUCUCCCCUGCGCGUGUCGGACGUCAUGUUCGACAUCGAAGAAGACAAGACAGUUUCUUCAUCAACAAUCAACUCCAACAAGGCCUCCACAUCUUCAGCAUAUUCUUCAUUUUUGUCAGCGAUCUCGUUCUCUUCAUCGAAAGUAAGUAGAAAGUGGAAAUUGAAAGAUCUAUUGUUGUUUCGAAGCGCAUCAGAAGGCCGAGCCACAACUGGAAAAGACCCGUUGAGAAAGUACACGAUGCUGUCCCCCAAGAAAAGUAGCAGUAGUAUUGCGGAGGAUGUGAAGAACUCGAGUUUUCGGUCCACCGACAGUGUGGGGUCGGUGAGCUCGAGGAGGAGAGGGCCGGUUUCGCCGCACGAGUUGCAUUACAC